AAAUUCCACGGAAAUUUUCAGUGCCAUUAAUUGUUGAAAAUCCCCCCUUUCAUGCAGUGCAACACUAAGUUAGAACCGUGAGAACCUGGAAAUAAGAAAAUAUUUCUUAGAUUGUUUUGUCCCAGAACCAACGACUGAUCCUGGUUUCACAGGAUUUUAUGAAAUUACCCAGUCUGCUAGUGUUCUAGUCACAAUAAACACAAAAUAAACACACAACAGACUGUUGGUUGUGAGUCUGUUACGUGUCUGCUGUGAGUCUGCUGUGUGUUUGUGUUACAGGAUGUAGUAGAACGGAUGGAAGUGGUCCCCACAGGACAGUUCUUGUCUCCAGUUGGAUUUCUGGGUUCCCGGUCGCCGGUCACCAAAUGCCACCGGAAGCUGCAUAAGAGCGUGUCGGCGUCUAGCACCCCCACUGGUGGAGAGGAGGCGGUCUUGCACCAGAGGAUGGCGAGGACGCAGGAGUCGCGGCGCCGCCUGCUGGCAGAGGUGUGCUCUAAGUACCAGGCGGACGUGAGCCAGCAGCCGGUGUCCAAGCGGCAGGUGUCUCGGAUCUACGUGGAGGACCGGUCAUGGCUGCUGUACUGUGAAGUGCCCAAAGUUGGCUGCUCCAACUGGAAGAGGGUUCUGAUGGUUCUGAGUGGCGCCACCACCUCCUCCAUCCGGGACAUUCCUCACAAUGCGGCACAUAAAGCCAACCACCUGCGGCGGCUGAACAGCUACGACCCCGAUGGCAUCGCCCAGCGGCUGCGCUCCUACACCAAGGUGCUGUUCGUCAGGGAGCCCUUGGAGCGACUGGUGUCAGCCUUCCGGGACAAGUUUGAGAAUCCGGAAUCGUAUUAUCACUCCAGCUUUGGGCGUGCCAUCAUUUCCAGGUACCGAGUGAAUGCCACGCUCAAGGCGCUGCGCUCUGGUGACGGCGUUACCUUCAGGGAGUUCAUCCAGUACCUGGUGGAUGUUCGGAGGCCGGUGGGGAUGGACAUCCACUGGCAGUCCGUCAGCAAGCUGUGCAACCCCUGUCUGCUGCACUACGACUUCAUCGGAAGGUUUGAGGUAAUGGAGGAGGAGGCUAACUUCCUGCUGCGCAGCAUCGGUGCUCCGGCUAACCUCACCUACCCUGACUUCAAAGACCGGAACCCGCUGGAAGAAAGAACUUCCUCCAGAAUCACCCAGGAGUACUUCUCCCAGCUGAAUGCCACCGAGCGGCAGAGAGCCUUCGAGUUCUACAAUAUGGACUACCUGUUGUUCAACUACCCCAAACCCUUCCAGGACCUGCACUGA
Messenger RNA from Acanthochromis polyacanthus (spiny chromis), 1278 nucleotides. RefSeq names its product carbohydrate sulfotransferase 8-like. NCBI's taxonomy places the organism in Eukaryota, Metazoa, Chordata, Actinopteri, Pomacentridae. Bases 295 to 1278 code for a protein of 327 amino acids. The record is from RefSeq and is a predicted model, not a curated record. The transcript has a single exon. Gene Ontology annotation, molecular function: sulfotransferase activity. Gene Ontology annotation, biological process: proteoglycan biosynthetic process; carbohydrate biosynthetic process. Gene Ontology annotation, cellular component: membrane.